This is a messenger RNA of Girardinichthys multiradiatus, 2908 nucleotides long. RefSeq names its product 4F2 cell-surface antigen heavy chain. Gene Ontology annotation, biological process: amino acid transport. The transcript has 8 exons. NCBI's taxonomy places the organism in Eukaryota, Metazoa, Chordata, Actinopteri, Cyprinodontiformes, Goodeidae. Bases 148 to 1599 code for a protein of 483 amino acids. The record is from RefSeq and is a predicted model, not a curated record.
UAAAACAGGUGGGAGCAGAUCAGGGCAGAGUACCAGGCCCAGAGAGGAUUAGGAUGACCAGGGGACAAGCGGCACUGUGACCUUUAAUCACAUUCAGUCGUUUUUUUUCCUGUUACCUGUGUGUCACCGACUUGCAGCCCGGCCCACAUGCCUCUGAACGCCGGAGCAGAGACCGAUUACGGCAGUCUACCGGGCGCCGGACUGCCGGCCGGCGAGGGCGCCUCGGAGACUGCGCCUCUGCUCGCCCCGGUGCCGAUCCAUCAGUGGCAGCCAAUGAACAGGGAACAGCUGGAGACCACCGCGGGAGGUUCCGGAUGGAGGGCGGCACGCUGUUACCUGGUGGUGCUGUUCUGGCUCGCUUGGAUGUCCAUGCUCGCCGUCGCUGCCGUCAUCGUCGUCAUAAGCCCAAAGCCGGUUCCGAUGUCGCUGAAAUGGUGGCAGAAGUGUCUGUUUUACCAGAUCCAGCCUGAGCUGAGCCCGGACGUGCAGGCCGAGGGGUCAGAGGGUAUCAACGUGGUGUGUGAGCACCUCCCGUACCUCAAGUCUGUGGGAGUAGGAGCUCUAAUCCUGCAGGGUGUGUUUCAUAAAAAGGCAUCUACAGCAAAUCUCACUGAGCUCACUGAAAGCUUGGAAACGAAGACUCAGAUUCAACAUCUGCUCACAGAAGGCAACAAAGCAGAUCUGAGAGUGGUGUUGGACAUAUGUGAAGUGAAUAUGCUGGGCAAUGAGAUAAUCGGAAACUCCAACACACCAUCAAACCAUUCAGCUACUGAUUUAUUGAGGUUUUGGUUGGAGCAGGGUGUGGCCGGAUUUGUCAUCUGUGACACUGAUCCAGCAUUUUCAGUGGAGAUUCUGCUGGGGUGGAGAGCAGUCUUUGAGGAAUUCAGCACUCAGCAGGAGGAAAGGAUUUUGUUGGUUAAACAGACGUCAGAUGUUCUGCGUCCAUUGACUGUCUGGACUCGAAGCAACAUUACGCUGGUAAAUGUGGUCAUGAGGUCCAUCUUACCAAAGUCGCAGCAGCCUCUGUCUUCUGAGGAAGUUGCUAAAGCUAUCGCGACUCAGCUGCAAACGGGACAGGAAGACAUGUGGACCAGCUGGACUUUUGGAGGCGAAGCAUCUGAUGAGCUGAAGAGGUUACUCAUGGUGCUGAUGAUGACUCUGCCAGGAUCACCUGCUUUCAAGUAUAAGGAAGAGAUCGACCGAACAUGGGAUGAGAAGACACCGAACUCUGAAGUUGCCCUCUUCUCAACCCUCAUCCACUCCAAAUCCAGAGAAGAAGCCCUCCUCUAUGGCCGCUUAACAUUCCUUCCCUUUAACACUACCAACAGCUUUUCCUUAAGCCCGUUUUCCAACUCCUCUGUUUCCUCUCCUCCCGUCCUGGCCUUCCUUCGCUCCUGGGGUUGCGUGCAGUUCCUAGUUCUGCUCAACGUCUGGCCUGAGCCCCUCUCCCUGGAUCCGGCCUGGACUCCCAGCCUGCCUGAAAAUUGGGUGUUUGUGGCUAGCACGGGCAUGAACCGCGUGGGGUUGACAUCCCUGUACUCCAUCAAGCUGCAGCCUUACGAAGCCCUUGUGAUCAAGCUCUUUAAGCCAGGAGACUAAUAAUAGUAGAGCUUCGGCUGAGUUGAGAUUUGAAUGUCAGGAUAUGUUAAAGACAAAUAGAUGGUUUUUAAACUUCUGGUACAUGUGCUGUGAAUACCUGCUUCAUUUGAGCAUUCUCAAAUCAUUCUGUUUGCCUCCUUAAAGUUAAUCUGUUGAAAAACAAUUUAUUCACAGAAAAUGUUUUGGUAGGUUAAAAAGGGAAGUGCAUUUUCUGAUUGUUGCUGUAUAAGUACAAGAGUGCCCUGCAUUUCUAUGGACAAUCAGGAAAAAACCCUGUGUAUAUGAAAAGUCAAUGGCCUUUGCUGAAGAUCUCAACAUUGUCAAACAUGGUGCUUCUUUAGCUGUUCCCAGACUAGUGCUAUCAACUGUGAAAAGAUCAUGUUGAGUCAAGAAAAAAAACAUGUGGAGGCAAUGGAAACAAUGUUAACAUAAACUCCAAUGUCACAUGAAACAUUGUGGAAUAUUUUUUCUUGGCAGUAGUUUAGAAGUUGGUCCCUCAGCUAGUUUUGAAACAAACCACAACCAUCUCUUUGUUGCUUGAGAAUCUAAUGUUACUACUUCACACCCUUCAUGUGGUGUUUGGGUCACCAAUUAAAUUCUUGCAACUGAUGGUUUGUGGUGAUUUGUUGGCUGUUCUUCUGCCAGUUUCUAUUGCCUCUAGAAGGCAAAAUUCAGUAACUUGGAAAAAGUAUCCACAGCCUUUGAACUCUGACUCUGAGAUUGGGACAACAAACUUGGUUGAAUUAUAUUGUGAAGUGAAAGAAACUUUUAGAGUAUUUUUAAUAAAAACUGUUUUGCUUUUAUAUUCAGCUUUCCCAUCUCUGCUAAAGGAAAGUACCUCCACAUUAUGAUGCUGCCACCUCUGUGUCCCCCCCUGGGAAUGAUGUGCACAGUAUUGGUGUUCCUCCACAGAGAAAGGGAUCUGACCAGUGCACCUUUUAAACAUGUCCCUCCAUGCCUUGUUAAACAGGACUCCCAAAUGCUUUUUUUUCUUGCCGCUCUUCAAUUAAGGGCAGAUUUGUGAAGUGCUCGACCAGUCUUCAUCCUGCUCCCCCCUGAGCUGUGAAUCUCUGCAGCCAAUCCAGAGUUACCAUUUGCCUCUUGGCUGCUUUUCUGUUUUAAUCUGCUUCACUAAUGUUCUCUGACAAAUAUCUGAGGCCUUUAGUAACCAGAAAUUCCCUGUGUGUAGUACGAUUUCAUUAUAAAUACAGCUGUUUAACAAUCAGGUGACCUGAAGGAAAAUAUUUGCACUGGGUGUAAUUUAAGUGUCAGAUUAAAAAUGUCUGAAUAAAAAUGCCUGACACUUUCA